Molecule: messenger RNA, 1897 nt
Organism: Clupea harengus (Atlantic herring)
Lineage: Eukaryota; Metazoa; Chordata; Actinopteri; Clupeiformes; Clupeidae
Product: E3 ubiquitin-protein ligase RNF182
Source: RefSeq, a predicted model, not a curated record
AACCAGAGGAGAAAUCAGUGCAGGUUGUGAUGCUCCAGCACUACCGCAUUGAGGGGGAUGGAGGGAUGGCAGUUACAUUCGGGCAGAUGGGACCUCAAGACCGACAGUGACUCACCGACAGCAAGUGACAGAACGGGAUAAAAAUUCAAGAACGUUAAGGUGCAGUUAUAUCGGACCUUGACAAAAGACAUAAGACAGGCCAACGCACAAGGAAGACUGUCGACCUACAGUCGAAAACUAAGGAGCGACCAAAUAAGGUGCAUAGAUAGCGUAUAUGGGUACUGAAAGAGAGGAUGCAAUGAUCCCGUUCAUCCUGAAGGUCUUGAGGGGACAACUGAACUGGACAUCUGAAUAUGAGCUGGACUUUUAUUAAUGUGUCCCCUAUGCCAUACGGUGACCUGAUUUAGGGUAUUUUUUUUUUUUUUUUUUUUUAAGAUUGAAGACAGGUUUCAUUUUAACAUGAAAUGAUGAGCCAAAAGCUGGAUCUACAGGUGGAGAGCCCACAGCCUCUCAUCUACACCUUGGAGGAGCUUGAAUGCAAGAUCUGCUACAACCGCUACGACACCCGCACCCGCAAGCCCAAGGUGCUGAGCUGCACACACCGCGUCUGUGCCAAAUGCCUGAAAAAGAUUGUAGAGACUGGGGAGUCCUCCCCAAGCAUCAUCAGCUGUCCGUUCUGCCGCAACGAGACCCAUGUCCCGGACGAGGAGAUCUGGCUCCUGAAGGAUGACAGCAACAUCCUGGCCAUCCUGGCCUACCAGGACCAGGCCAGGAAAAGCGGCUCGGUCACCCCCGGGGAGGUGCUCCUCACCCCUAACAGUCUGAGUGGUGGCGGUGGCGGCGGCGGCAGCGGCGGCGGCGGGGGGGACCAGUCCCACAGCUCCUCUGACUGCCUGGUGAUCACCAUCAUGGAGGUGCCGGGAGAGUCGCAGUCCUCAGACACCAUGAGCAUGCUCAACAUGGUGCGCCUGUACCGCCCGCCCAGCCUGGACUCGUUGCCUUGCCACCUGCCCAUCCAGAAGUGCCGUAUGUGGACGUCGCGCACCAUCCCCCGCUUCCUCAUAGGCUUCCUCUGCCUGAUCUACUUCAGCUCGCUGCCUCUGGGCAUCUACCUGCUGAUGAUCCAGCAGCUCACGCUAGGGGUCAUCCUCGUCAGUCUCGUGCCCUCCACGCUGGUAUUGUGUGUCUUCUACGGCUUCUGCCAAUGCCUGUGCCAUGAAAUCAUGGAGGCCAUUGCUACAUAGCGUUCAACGCUUACUCAUCAGGGAGUCUGUGUCUGUGUGAGUGACUCAUAGCGAGACCUGUAAAGACUAAGCCAAAUCACUGAUGCAUAUCUGCCCCUUAUCCCUCCCCAAUGCCCCUCUCCUGUUAAUCCAGAGUAUACCAGCACUGAACAGAAAAUUCUUCAUAAUCCACUUUGUAUGCAGGGCUAUUCGUGGGCUGUGACAGUUGGGAUAACCUGUGAAAGGACAACCAUGACUAAUGGUUUUAUAUUGAGCUCAACCUGUAUCAGACAGCUGUCAUUUUUGUGUAUGUACAGCUCACCAUAAUGGGCUAUAACUGUGAGCAUCCAACUGUUGUUGAAGAGAACAUGGUCUUAUCACAUCCUAUAAUGGCAAUUACAUGUAGUAUUAAAUAUUUCCUUAGUAGAAUUGCUGUCUACUUUUGGUCAAAUUUCUUUAUGGAAAUCCAUAGUAUAAGGAUGUGUUAAAGCAUAAUCACCUUGUAUGCAUUUGAAGUUUCUAGUUGCCUUUGUAAGGCAUGUCUAUGCCCAAGUACUUGUACUUUUAAUGUUGUAAAAAAUGUUUUUGUCAUUGCAAAUGGAAUGGACAAAUAAUACCUUGAAACCGCCUAAACUGUUACUAGAUAUUCAAUAAAGAAUCAAAACAGUGUGUUA